Anopheles bellator is the source of this 612-nucleotide messenger RNA. It is a transcript of the gene Archease, whose product is annotated as protein archease-like. The record is from RefSeq and is a predicted model, not a curated record. Gene Ontology annotation, cellular component: tRNA-splicing ligase complex. NCBI's taxonomy places the organism in Eukaryota, Metazoa, Arthropoda, Insecta, Diptera, Culicidae. Gene Ontology annotation, biological process: tRNA splicing, via endonucleolytic cleavage and ligation. The transcript is spliced from 4 exons. The coding region runs from base 42 to 515 and encodes 157 amino acids.
CGUUAAACACUACAGUAACAAAGUGACGACAGUCAAAAUACAUGGAAGUACCCCUCGAAACAACGGAAUUCGUGAUACCUGAAAUAAAGUAUGAGUAUCUCGAUCACACGGCAGAUGUACAACUGCAUGCUUGGGGCGACACCCUGAAGGAAGCGUUUGAGCAAUGCGGGAUGGCAAUGUUCGGAUACAUGACCGAGCUGCCUACGGUGGAGAUAACAAAGUGUUAUCAAAUCACAACCGAGCCGACGGACGAUUUGGAAAAUCUGCUGUUUCGCUUUCUGGACGAGCUGCUAUUCGUUUUCUCGGCCGAACCGUUUCUGAUUUGCAAAAAGCUGCAGAUCACCAAGUUCAAUCUGGAGUCGUUCGUUAUCGAGUGCAACUGCUACGGGGAGGAGUUUGAUCUUCAGAAGCACCCGCAAGGGACGGAGGUGAAAGCAAUCACGUACUCGGCGAUGCAAAUCUACCAACGACCCGAGCACGCCAAGAAUGAAGUUUUUGUUAUCAUCGACAUUUGAAACAAUACGUUUAUGAAAUAGACGAAAGAACGGGUUUUUGUAUUCAACUUGUGUCCUGUUAAAUUUAUAAAUCGAACCCCAUUUCCGGUUACCAUUG